UAAUAAUAAUAGUAAUAAUUAUUAUUGUUAAUGACAUUAUUAUUACCACUACUAUCGUCAUCGUUAAUAGUCUAAUCAGAAAAUUUAUUACAUUAUACAAUAAAAUAAAUCAUUUCAUGAAAUUAUAAUCAACGAUCCAUUCAACAAAUUUAUUCAGAUAUUCAUUACGUAACAUCGAAGAAGAAGAAGAAGAAAGGAACAUUCACAAAACAUCAGAUAAUCGACUGAUUAAAAAACUUCCAUUUUAUAAUAAUAAUUUAAACAUAUUUUGGAUAUAUUACCUGAUGAAAAUUGUUUUACAUAGUAAUAUAUAUAUUCAAUAUGUAUACAUUUGUAGAACAUUUCAGCUGAACAUAAAUCUUGAAGAAAAAGUUCAUUACUCAUCAAGUUGAAGUACUAAUUAUUCAUUGUAAAUAACUUCACCAUUUCAAAUCAAAUCGAUUAUCAAAAUUUCAUUUAUCCUCUUUGUUGAUAUAAGUGUCAUUGUUUUCAUUAAUGUUUUUUUUAUUCAAUAGUUGGAAAGGAAGAAUAAUUUAACAAGUUUAUUAUGUUUCCAAUGGAUAAUCGUCUUGGUCUUAAUUCUGCAUUUGAUAAUUUAUUUCCACGUUCAUUAGGUUCUUGUAUAACUAAUCCAUCACAAGUAGAUACAUUUCGAUCUGAAUGGAAUAGUAAUAAUAAUAUUAGUAACACUUUAACUCAAAAUACACUAUCUAAUAAUAAUAAUAAUACUGGUAAUAGUCUACAACUUACUAAUAAUACACAAUUACAUUCGAAUACACAACUGAAUUUACGUCAGUCUUCAUUAUCUACUUGUAAUAAUGAAUUUUCAAAUCCCACACUUUCAGUAUCAUCGUCAAGAGCAAAUGUUUUAGCUGCAGCAUUUUUCACUAAUUCUUUUACGGAUACAAAUCAAACUGAUUCACAAAUUUAUCAAAAUCCUUCUGGAUUUUCGAACACUUUUACUGGGUCAAUGAAUAUUACUAAUUCUAACAAGAGUAAUAAUAUACAUAGCGUUAACAGUAAUAAUAAUCAUAAUAAUGAUAACAAUGUUUAUAAUAUGAAAAUGAAUACUUUUCGAUCACGUUCAGAAUUUAAUCAUUUCGAUCUUGGAUCAAAUACUUCUCAUCCCAUUGACUUGUUUACUAAUUCUACCCAUUUUUCUUUACCUGGUACGAAUAUGAAUAAUAAUACAACAAUAAUUAGUACUAAUAAUCAACUUGGUCCUGGCAAUUCAUUGCACUUAAUUUCCUCGGCUCACAACAAUAAUAAUAAUAAUAAUAAUAAUGCCAAAGUAGAAUCACCUUACAAUAAAUCAAAUCAGCCAUGUGAAAUGGGUGCAUUUCAUCCAUUGGUUUCAAAUUAUUCACCGAUUAGUUUGUUAAAUUCAUCAAUACGAUAUCCUUUACGACAUUCUGCUUCAGAUAUUGCAAAUGCUGAAAAUCAACGUAUUGAUACGUCAAAUCCAUUUUUAGAUUUUCAUAAUCCUAAUUCUACAUCACUUACUAAUACAUCUAUGAUAAAUUCAGAAAUAAAUAACACUGUUAAUUCGCUAGAUAAUCAAACAAUUGAUUCACAUUUUAAAUCUAAUUACAAACAUUUUACAAAUAAAACAGCAGCUGAUGCAGUAGCUGUGGAAACUCCUUCUGUCGGUGGUGUGAAUAUUAGUGGUUACAAUAAUGCUAGUCUUAAUAUAACGUCACCUGAUAUGAUACGACAUAUGGGACAAAAUAUGACAGUUACAUCAUCGAAUAAUGCAGCAGUUGCCGUGGCUGCGAUUGCUGCCGCCGCAGCUGCUACAAAUUAUAUGGUAGCUAACACUGGAAUGUCUAAUUUUGGUGUUUCAUCACAUUUAAAUUUAAGUGGACAUAGCAGAGAAUCCGGAAUAGAUGGUAGUGAUAUGAUAUCACCAUCAUCAACACCAUGUGAAAGGCUGAAUAAACAAAAUAAUAAUAAUCAUCAAAUGGAGAAUAAUGUAAAUAUAGGAAAUCAUCUAAACAGUGGUGGUAGUAAUAAUAGUGUUAGAUCUUCAUUAUCUCCAACACAUAUAUGGCCAUGGAUGACUGUUGUAGGACCAAACUCAGUUCAGCGGCGUCGUGGUCGUCAAACAUACAGUCGGUAUCAAACUUUAGAAUUAGAAAAAGAGUUUCAAUACAGUCAUUAUUUAACACGGAGGAGACGAAUCGAAAUAGCCCAUAAUCUCUGUUUAACUGAGCGACAAAUCAAAAUUUGGUUUCAGAAUAGAAGAAUGAAAUUGAAGAAAGAACGCCAACAAAUCAAGGAAUUAAAUGACGAAACAAUUCGUCAAACAACUACAGAUCCCGUUCACCAUAGUCGACGUCAAAUGGGUUCAUCACAUCAAUACUUCGAAAUGAUGAAUUCUAACAACAAUAACAGUUAUUAUUCAACAACUUCUAAUCCAAGCAUUCUUGACUCAAAAGACAACUGUCAACUUGACUGUAAACCAUUGUCGUUACAUAAAAAAUCAGGUUUGAUUCCAAAAUUAUUGAGUAACAAUAUACAAUCAGAUCCGAUGAUUACGGGUGGAUUUUUACCAUCAGCUACUAGGGGUCUACAAUCAGCAGUAAGCUACCCUGGAAGUCAAGGUGGACUUGGUCAAGGGGACUCUGAGGAUUGCGAACCAAUGGAUAGUGAAGAUGAUGAGGAAGAAGAUGAUUUCUGUGAGUCAGACGACCUCCAAGGGCCUAAAGUUUCCAAAAUUGCACAUGAUUAUAAUAAUCCUCAUCUAAUGAGAACAAACAUACUGCGCGACAAAUAAUAUCAAUAAAAACUUGAACUUUUGUGUUUAGAAAAAGGCCAUGAAUACCAUCAAAUCAAUAACAAAUUAGCACACAUGACAUUCUUUUAUGUUUUAUCUGUAUGAACUUGAACUCUAGUUUGCCUAAUUUUUAUUCUUCCUCUUCAAUAUGUGUUAAGUUAAAAUAAACUGCUGUCAGUAAUCCACGAAACCUGUACCAGCUCUUUUACUGCUGACAUAUAAAACAUAUAAAGGAUAAAAAUGUCAAUACAAUUCCACAAAAUUUAAAAACUAUGUUCUACCUGUGUAGUAACUUGUACCAAAGACCUUUACCAAUUUUCUUAUUUAUGAAACACUACUUUCUAAAUUAAGUAGUAUGAAUAUAAAA
Schistosoma mattheei is the source of this 3143-nucleotide messenger RNA. The record is from the annotation of a GenBank genome assembly. Lineage: Eukaryota; Metazoa; Platyhelminthes; Trematoda; Strigeidida; Schistosomatidae.